Molecule: messenger RNA, 954 nt
Organism: Adineta ricciae
Lineage: Eukaryota; Metazoa; Rotifera; Eurotatoria; Adinetida; Adinetidae
Source: the annotation of a GenBank genome assembly
AUGUUGAAAACGAUUUUACUUCUUUCACUUUUCCUCUAUGUUCAAUCGUCUUCUAUUGUUGAUGUUGUCUUUACGGUGAAGAAUCUUUCCACCAACGAUCGUUUGAAACUGAACUUCGUCACUAUGAUCACUUCACUGUUUCAACACACAUCAACCGAGAAUCUUCAUCUACAUGUGAUCGGUGAUUUUGACAGUCAUCAUUUCGUCGAACAAACUCUUCAUACUCUUCAAUACACUCGCCAAAUUGACAAACUGAAUAUUGACAGUUUGACUACAAAAUAUCAACAAGUUAUUCAACCACUGAUUCGUCAUUUUUCAUCGAGCCAUACUUAUUACAAAGACCCAUUGUUUUUCCUCUCGCCAUUCUUACAUCGAAUUCUUCCGGAGAACAUCUCUCGAGUGAUUAUGUUCGACAUCGACCUUCGAUUUGACGAUGACAUUCAACAUCUGUAUAAACUAUUCGAUCAAUUCAAUCAAAGUCAAAUCGUUGGUAUUGCGCGAGAAAAUCAACCUGUCUAUCGUCAUCUUCUCUGGUCGUACCGUCAAGAAAAUCCACAUACUUUACUCGGUAAUCCUCCACCUAACGGCACAACAGGUUUCAAUAGUGGCGUUCUUUUACUUGAUUUAUCGAAGAUUCGUCAAUCGACUUUAUUUAAUAGUUACUUAGAGAAUGCUUCGCUGAUUCAACACUUAAUUCAUAAAUAUCACUUCAAUCACCCACAUUUAGGCGAUCAAGAUUUUUACACAUUGUUGAGUUUUGAACAUCGUGAUUUGUUUUACAUCCUUCCGUGUCAUUGGAACCGACAACUAUGCACUUGGUGGAAAGGAAAAGGUUACGAUGAUGUUUGGGAUAGUUAUUUCAACUGUAACAAUGAUCAAAAGAUUAGUAUAUACCAUGGCAAUUGUAAUACACCACUACCAGAAAAACUAACUUUAGAAAAACAUGAACUUUAA